AUGGAACCGGUCCCCAAAUUAGUGUAUGAUCCUCUUCCUGCGAGGGCUAAUUCGUACCCUAAUAUUGUCCAACAAAAGGUUCCAGACCUUUCUAAUUCCAAUAUUACAAGAUCAAAUACAAAUGGAACACUUUAUAGAAAUCCGUUGGUUACUGAACAAAUAUUGAAUAACGGGAACAAGAUAAAUCUACUUGGAAAUGAUAUACAAUCCCCAACGUAUAGCCUAGAUGAAAUUAUGGAUAUUUAUUUGCAUUUACCUAAAUCGAAGGAAGGUGAAAGUGAUGAUAUUGCAAUAAUAGACAAAGAAGAUAAUGAGAUAGAUUUUUCUGAAAAAACUAGUUCGGAAAUACAAUCGCCAGUACCAAUAAUUUCGUUUUCUCCAUUAGAUAGAGAGUCGAGCCUUCGAAAUAUUAGAAGAGAGAUGGCUAUUGAGGAGCUAAUUUCAAGUGAGACGACAUAUGUGAAUUCUCUUCGAUUGUUAUUAAACUUUUACAUUUUUCCAUUGAUAUCUGUAAAAGAAUGCAGUCAAACACUUAAUCUCAUAAUGGGUUAUAUUGAGAUGUUAUAUAAGAGUCAUAGACAUUUACUUGGCAUAAUGAGGACAAUGGGAUCUGAAGCAACACCAAGAUCGAGCCAGCUGGCUACUUGUGUAGUUCUUUCAAAUGUUGUAUUGGAAUAUGGAAUGUCUACACAUUCAUAUGUUGAAUAUAUAAUACUAUAUGAAGAUAUACUAAAGCUAAUGAAUGAUCCAAUAUUAUCAGAAGCCCAAAGGCAAAUAAUAAGAGGAUCAGAGAGUUAUCUUGAAGCUACGCAGCCUAUUACAACUCGAAUGGAUUUGUCAUUUCUCUCGUUGUUACAAAGACCAGUCUCCCGCUUAUCCAAGUAUAGACUCAUGUUGGAAUCAUUGUUGAAAUAUACUUCUAUGAUUGAUUCAAAUUAUCACAAUAUUUCAAAAAUGUCCACCUUAAUACGUGAACGUCUUGAAGAUAUCAAUAGGAUGUCAAACGAGCGCAGAAUGAAGGAUACAGUUGACUCAUUAAACAGAAUAAUAAAUAGCAAAAUCCCUAUUCAAUUUUUUGGAAAAUGUCUACUAGCUGGCUCUCUACUCUGUGUAUGGGUUGAAUCUGAAAGUAUUCGUGCAGAAACUUGUGGUGCUUUCUGUUUCAAAUCCCACAUAAUUCUUGCAGCAUUGGCGAAAAAUAAACUACAUGGUAAAGUGCACUUCAUUAUUCCACUUGUUGCAUGCCAAAUUAUAAUUCAAUAUAUCGAGAUGAUCGAUUUUGGGGGACUAACAACUGAAUAUCCAUACUCCUUAAAAUUGCUAUUCGAAAGUAAUUAUGGGAAAUAUGAGAUCAUGCUCAUUUCAAUAUCGGAUCAAGAAAAUAAAGUAUGGGAAGAAUAUCUCGAGACAUAUAUUUCACUUAAUGGCCCUAGUAAAAUGAAUUAUAGGUUCUCAAGAGAUUGCAAUAUUAGUCCAAUAGUAAUGCAAAUACCUGACCUGAUUCGCCCCUAUGACGUGAACAUUUCCAAAGUAUCUUCCCAAAGGCUAGUUCAAUGUUAUUUCUCCGAGUUGAUGCGCAUAGGAGUAAUUCGAUUUGGUGAUAAUCACUUCAUUGAAUCCAAUAAUGUUGAGCUAAAGGCUAAUCAUCGACUACAAAAUGAAGCUAUAUUAUCAAAAGUGUGGUCAAUAGAAGUUCCCAAGAUGAGGGAUUCGCCAAGUAAAGCUUUUAAGGAGAAAAGUAAAACUUCAACUUGGUCUAUCUGGAGCACUAAGGACACAUACUCCAAAAUCGAUAUUGAUUCAACAGAGAAAAAGGAUAAUUCUUACGAUGAUAGUAGUAUACAACAUGGUCCAAUCCAGGAGUUUGAACCAAAAAGAAACAUUCGUACCAGGUCAUUUACAUUCUUAAAUUUGUUCCAUAAAUAA
[Candida] anglica is the source of this 1926-nucleotide messenger RNA. The record is from the annotation of a GenBank genome assembly. Lineage: Eukaryota; Fungi; Ascomycota; Pichiomycetes; Serinales; Debaryomycetaceae.